GUAGUGUCACCAGUCAGCUGGCUCGCGAGUUACACAGCCAAUGUUAACUUCCUGAACGCCAUCUUGUCAAGAGCCAAUCAAUAUGGUGUCGCUGUCGGAAUCUACACGAGUUCGUACGAUUGGAGCCAGAUCACGGGUAAUGCUUUGAUCAAUAACCUCAACCUUGCGCUAUGGUACUGGAAUGUGUACGGUGGUGGCCCGUUGAACGAGACCCCAGCCAACUUCACUGACUUCCGCGCAUUCGCUAGAUGGACGGCGCCAAACAUGUCUACAAUUCGUCGAUUGCAAGGACUGGUAUGGAUGCUGUGGCCAAGCCAGGAAUGUGUCCAACAAAUCACCGUUGGCAGUCUGGGACUUGCAAGUGCAGCGGCGUUCACUGGGAAACCAGAAAUCAUAGCAUAA
This is a messenger RNA of Ostertagia ostertagi, 402 nucleotides long. NCBI's taxonomy places the organism in Eukaryota, Metazoa, Nematoda, Chromadorea, Rhabditida, Trichostrongylidae. The record is from the annotation of a GenBank genome assembly.